This is a messenger RNA of Prorocentrum cordatum, 561 nucleotides long. NCBI's taxonomy places the organism in Eukaryota, Dinophyceae, Prorocentrales, Prorocentraceae. The record is from the annotation of a GenBank genome assembly.
GAGCUGAGCACGGCUCGCAGCAGGUUCAGGGAACAGUGGCAGCUCAUGAAUCAUGACGCUCGCCACGAGGCCUUCGAGGAUUGGCAGAACACGCCUGCAGAGAUGGUGCCCGCUGACGCCCAGGCGCCCGCGUAUGCCACUUCCUGGGGUCGAGGUUGCCGCUCGUCCCCGAUCUCCUGCGAGGAGUUCUACGAGUGGCAUCACUUGCACGGUUGGCCGACCAAGGACAUGCGGGUGUACAAUUUUGCAAACUUCACGGAAGACUUCGAGUGCGAUGCUGCCGACGACCUGGUCGUCCGCGCUGAGCCCAUCCCUGACCUUCCAGACUUCAGCCUGUGGGGCUGCGGCAGGAAAGCUCGGCCUGUUCCUCGGGCAACGGUGCCAAACGUUCAGCAGUUCCACUUGAUAGAAAAUGGCAUUCACAACCUCCUGGCACGUUUAACGAGGCCCGCCGCCGAUGUCGGCGACGUGUUGAUCAUGGUGGAGGGCCACUCACUGGAGAACCCAGCCAGCCGGAUGCGCUUCGUGGGUAUCAUUUCGGGCACGUUUUACAAUCCGAAG